UCUUUAUACCACACACAGCAGAAUUGUUUUCAAGUAUUGCUAUAUACCAUGGCAGGCACAGUAAAAACAGAUGAGCUGGUAUUCUUCGUAAAUGGGAAAAAGGUGAUUGAAAAAAAUGCUGAUCCCGAAAUGACCCUGUUGACCUAUUUAAGAAGAAAACUUGGCCUGACUGGAUCUAAGCUUGGAUGUGGUGAAGGAGGCUGUGGAGCCUGUACGGUGAUGGUUUCCAGAUAUAACCCUUCACAAGAGAAGAUUGUUCACCUCGCUGUUAAUGCAUGUCUGAGUCCAGUUUGCUCUCUACAUCUUGCUGCUGUCACGACUAUAGAAGGAAUUGGAAGUGUUACAAGCCGAAUUCACCCAAUCCAGGAGAGGAUUGCUAAAGCCCAUGGUUCACAGUGUGGAUUUUGUACACCUGGGAUAGUCAUGUCAAUGUACACAUUACUGAGAAAUAACACUUUACCAACAAUGGAAGAAAUUGAAGAAGCUUUCCAGGGAAACUUGUGUAGAUGUACUGGUUACAGGCCUAUUUUGGAAGGAAUGAGAACAUUUUCUAAGAGCUCUGACUGCUGUGGUGCAUUACAAAAUGGGAACAGCUGCUGCAUGAAAAGCAAAGAAACUGAUGAAAACUGUACUUUGCAGACUGACUUCACACCUAGAUUAUUUGACUCCUCUGAGUUCAAGCCCUUUGAUCCAACUCAAGAACCCAUCUUUCCACCAGAACUACUGAUUCUUAUACAAAAAACAUCUACACAAGUUCAGUUUCAAGGUGAACGAGUCUUGUGGAUUCAACCUAAUUCUCUCAGUGAUCUCCUGUGUCUUAAGACAAAACACCCAGACGCAAAGCUUGUGGUUGGAAAUACAGAAGUAGGAAUUGAAAUGAAAUUUAAAAAUAUGUUGUAUCCAGUUAUUAUAGCACCUAAUUAUAUUCCCGAAAUGACAUCUGUCCUGCACUCUGAGGAUGGUAUUGUUUUUGGGUCUGCUUGCACUUUGACAGUCCUUGCUGAAACUCUAAAAAAGGCAGUGUCUAAGCUCCCAGAUAACAAGACAAGAGUGUUUCAAGCUGUGCUUUCCCAGCUGAAGUGGUUUGCUGGACAGCAGAUCCGAAAUGUAUCUGCAAUAGGAGGAAAUGUAAUGACAGCCAGCCCAAUCUCUGAUCUCAACCCUGUAUUCAUGGCUACUAACUGCAAAAUGACCAUUGUUUCAAAAGAUGGCAAAAGGGAAGUCAGGAUGCAUGACAAGUUUUUUACUGGGUACCGAAAGACCAUAUUAAAGCCUAAUGAAAUUUUGCUGUCAAUUGAAAUCCCAUAUAGUAGAAAGGGACAGUACAUUGCAGCAUUUAAGCAGGCUCAACGACGUGAUGAUGAUAUUGCUAUUGUUACAUGUGGCAUGAAUGCAAUAUUUCAUGAGAGCACUACAAUUGUGAAGGAUAUUAAACUAAGUUACGGAGGAAUGGCAGAAACUACAGUUCUGGCAAAGAAGACAUGUGAACAGCUUAUUGGCAAACAAUGGAAUGAAGAUUUGCUACAAGAAGCUGUUUAUCAUUUGGCACAGGAAAUGACCUUGUCACCGUCAGCUCCAGGGGGAAUGGUGCAGUAUCGCCAAACACUAACACUUAGCCUUUUCUAUAAGUUUUAUUUGACUGUUUUACAAAAUCUGGCCAAUGAUCUUAUGGAUAAGAAUAUAGCAUCUUCAUUGAUACUACCAGCAUAUGCCAGUGCAACAGAUGCAUUUCACAAAGAUCCAAUAUCAAGUGUUCAGCUUUUUCAGGCUGUUCCUCCUGGACAGGAAAUUGAUGAUGUUGUUGGAAGACCUCUGGUUCAUCUUUCAGCUCUUAAACAAGCCACUGGUGAAGCGAUUUACUUUGAUGACAUGCCAAGAUUUCAGAAUGAACUAUACUUGGCUCUUGUUACUAGUACUAAGGCUCAUGCAAAAAUUCUGUCUAUUGACACAACAGAAGCACUUAAGUUACCAGGUGUAGUAUGCUUUGUGUCAGCCAAGGAUAUUUCUGGAAGUAAUGAAACUGGACCAGUAUUUCAAGAUGAAACAGUAUUUGCUGACAAUGAAGUUACAUGCAUUGGACAUAUUAUUGGUGCAGUUGUUGCAGAUACACAGGAGCAUGCAAACAGAGCUGCCAAGGUUGUGAAUGUUGCAUAUAAGGAGCUGAGCUAUAUUAUUACUAUUCAGGAAGCUAUUGCAAAUAAAUCUUUUUAUGAACCAAUCAAAAAACUUGAAAAAGGAAACCUUAAGAAGGGGUUUGAAGAAGCUGAUCAUGUAUUAGAAGGUGAAAUCCACAUUGGAGGACAAGAGCACUUCUACCUGGAAACUCAUUGUGCUUUGGCAGUUCCCAAAAAGGAGGAGGGAGAAAUUGAACUUUUUGUAUCAACACAAAACCCUCAUGCAACACAGUCCGAUGCUGCCAAAGCCUUGGGAGUUCCUUCCAGUCGAGUUGUUUGCAGAGUAAAGAGAAUUGGAGGUGGUUUUGGUGGAAAAGAAACCAGGAGCAGUAUUUUAUCUACUGUUGUGGCAGUUGCUGCUAACAAAAUGAAGUGCCCAGUUAGAUGCAUGCUAAGCCGGGAUGAAGAUAUGCUUGUUUCUGGAGGAAGGCACCCAUUCUUUGGAAAAUAUAAGGUUGGUUUUAUGAAGACAGGUCAAGUUACUGCAGUAGAUGUCUCUUAUUACAGCAAUGCAGGGAAUUCUAUUGACCUCUCUUUUGCGAUAAUGGAGAGAGCCUUGUUCCAUAUGGAUAAUAUGUAUAAUAUUCCAAAUAUCAGAGGACUUGGCUAUGUCUGUAAAACAAACUUGCCAUCAAAUACUGCCUUUCGUGGUUUUGGUGGUCCCCAAGGAAUGAUUAUUUCAGAGUGUUGGAUAAAUGAUGUGGCCUCUGUGUGUGGUCUUCCAACUGAGGAGGUACGCAAAAAAAAUAUGUACAAGGAAGGAGACAUAACCCCAUUCAAUCAAAUACUAAAUGAUUUGACUAUUGAACGUUGCUGGGAGGAAUGCCUGAAUAAUUCUCAGUAUUAUUGCCUGAGAGAUCAAGUGAAUGAAUUUAACAGGCAACAUCGAUGGAAGAAAAGAGGACUUGCCAUCAUACCAACAAAAUUUGGAAUUAGUUUUACAGUCACAUUCUUAAAUCAGGCAGGGGCUCUGGUCCAUGUUUAUACUGAUGGUUCAGUACUUCUAACCCAUGGUGGGACUGAAAUGGGUCAAGGUCUUCAUACCAAGAUGAUCCAGGUUGCCAGUAAAGUUUUAAAGAUUCCUGUCUCCAAGAUCUAUGUCAGUGAAACAAGCACCAACACAGUCCCAAACACAUCAGCCACUGCAGCUUCUGUCAGCUCUGAUUUAAAUGGAAUGGCCAUCUAUAAUGCUUGUCAAACUAUAUUGAAGCGUCUAAAGCCAUACCAGGACAAGCACCCUGAUGGAACUUGGGAGGACUGGGUGAGAGCUGCAUAUUUUGAUAGAGUUAAUCUAUCAGCAAAUGGCUUUUAUAAAACCCCUGACAUUGGAUAUGACUUUGAAAAAAAUGAAGGAAUUCCAUUUACUUACUUCAGUUAUGGAGUGGCCUGCUCUGAAGUUGAGAUUGACUGUUUAACUGGUGAUCAUAAGAACCUUCAUACUUGGAUUGUAAUGGAUGUUGGCAACAGUCUGAAUCCUGCGAUUGAUAUUGGACAGAUUGAAGGUGCCUUCAUGCAAGGAGUUGGAUUAUUCACCCUAGAAGAAUUAAGAUACUCACCCAGCGGAUACUUGUAUACAAGAGGUCCUGGUAGUUACAAAAUCCCUGGAUUUGGUGACAUCCCUGGUACACUUCAUGUCAGUCUUCUCCGAGAGGCACCUAACAGUAAAGCCAUUUUUUGCUCAAAGGCUGUUGGGGAGCCUCCACUUUUACUUGCUAUAUCCGUGUUUUUUGCAAUCAAAGAUGCCAUCUCAGCAGCAAGAGCAGAAUCCAACCUUACUGGCCCUUUCCGCCUUGACAGCCCUGCCACGCCCGAGAGGAUACGGAAUGCUUGUGUGGACAACUUCACAAAACUGAUUCAUCCACAGGAUCCACAAACCUUUACUCCAUGGUCAGUGCAAGUCUGAAAAUUCCUGAUGAUGAAGUCUGAAUCACAAGUGUAUAACGUAAUAUAAUGAAUACAACAAUAUAUUCUGCUGAAUUCCUCUAAUGUUGAUUGAGAUUUUGACUUGAAGUUGAAGAGAACAUCAUCAUGUUAACCUACCAAUUGUUAACAAUUCAGUUUGGGUAGCACUUUUUGCAAAAUAAGUAAUAAUAGUAUUCUGAUGAUAUUUUGAAAAUUCCUACCAUUACAGUUACCUUAUAUGUAACAUUUAGAACAAUCUGUAAAGUUUGUUAUAUAAAGUUAAUUUUUGAAGUUUUCUGUCAAAUAUAUAUACUGUAUAUUUCUGAUUAUCCA
Polypterus senegalus (gray bichir) is the source of this 4409-nucleotide messenger RNA. It is a transcript of the gene xdh, whose product is annotated as xanthine dehydrogenase. Lineage: Eukaryota; Metazoa; Chordata; Cladistia; Polypteriformes; Polypteridae. The record is from RefSeq and is a predicted model, not a curated record. The transcript is spliced from 36 exons. Gene Ontology annotation, molecular function: iron ion binding; xanthine dehydrogenase activity; FAD binding. The coding region runs from base 49 to 4077 and encodes 1342 amino acids.